Messenger RNA from Cylicocyclus nassatus, 302 nucleotides. The record is from the annotation of a GenBank genome assembly. Lineage: Eukaryota; Metazoa; Nematoda; Chromadorea; Rhabditida; Strongylidae.
AAGCCUGGCAAGUCAAAAAUGUGGUUUGGGCUUUUAACAAUUGCUGCUCUGAUGUGCUCAGCAUUUGCUCGAUAUACUCAAGAUCCAUGGCAGUGGAGAAUCGAACGUCUUUCCAAUGGCCGUAUUAGAUAUUGGGCCCACGAUCCGAGACCAAGGGCACCUUGUGGAAAACUCCUGUACCGAUAAUGAUAUCCUUCAAGCCGUUCAAAUUUUCCUGCAUCGAUGGAAUCGAUCAAGCUCUUCACUUAUGAUGACACCGUCAUUAACAAAGCUUUGUGUUUAACAAGUCCAUGAACAUGAUA